This is a messenger RNA of Limulus polyphemus (Atlantic horseshoe crab), 5976 nucleotides long. RefSeq names its product trifunctional nucleotide phosphoesterase protein YfkN-like. The coding region runs from base 413 to 2242 and encodes 609 amino acids. Gene Ontology annotation, biological process: nucleotide catabolic process. Gene Ontology annotation, molecular function: hydrolase activity. NCBI's taxonomy places the organism in Eukaryota, Metazoa, Arthropoda, Merostomata, Xiphosura, Limulidae. The transcript has 15 exons. The record is from RefSeq and is a predicted model, not a curated record.
UUGUUACAAGUGGAUAGUGUUAGUGUGUAAUAUAGUAAACACAAUAACGUAGCUUACUGACUGAAAUGUAAAAUACGAAAACGUAAAAAAUCAUCAAAUUAAACUUAAUUUUUCCGGUAUUAUGACUACGUUAUUUGAAACCGAGAGGUAUUAGGCCCUUAACUUAAGCUUAUACAGUGAAGACGACUCCCUACUGUCAGCUCUGUAACUAUGAUGGAGAUAUUGAGAACAUUGGGCCUACCCGGACCCAUUUGGUUUGUUAACGCAUCUCUUUCUUCAAAGUUAUCAUACAUGUCCAAAAGUCUAGUGUCUGUCUGAUUGCAAAGAAUUGUGCCAACAGUUUUUAAAGUUCAUUGUUAUCACAUUUCCUGUGGUUAAGUGUAUAUCCAACUACGACAAUCUUUAGACGAUCAUGCCAGCAGAAGAAGCAGUUGUUACCAUCCUCCACUUUAACGACUGUUAUAAUGUGGAACCCCAACCCCAAGAACCAGUAGCUGGAGCAGCCAGAUUUUGUCAAGCCCUCAAGAGCUUCAGUGAUUUGGAUCCCAUAGUGCUUUUCAGUGGUGAUAUUUUUGCACCCUCUAUAAUGAGCACCUUCACAAAAGGAGAGCAAAUGAUACCUUCCCUAAACGCUUUCGGUGUUCGUUGUGCCGUUUUCGGAAACCACGAUUUUGAUUUUGGAGUGGAUAAUCUAUGCGACUUUGUGAAGCAGACAACUUUCCCGUGGUUGAUAAGUAAUGUGAUUGAUAAUGAUACGAAUCAGCCCUUGGCAGAUGGCCAGACAACCUUUACCAUCCAGCAUGGAGGAAAAAAGUUUGGAUUGAUUGGUCUAGUGGAAGAGGAGUGGCUGGCUACUCUAGCUACAAUAGAUCCAGACGACGUUACUUACAUAGACUUUGUCACCGAAGGUCGUAAAUUAGCUCGACAGUUGAAAGAUAAGGAGGAAGUUGAUUACAUCAUUGCCUUGACCCACAUGAGAUGGCCUAAUGAUUGUAGACUUGCAGAAAACGUUGACGAAAUUGAUCUUAUUCUUGGAGGCCAUGAUCAUGAUUAUGAAGUCAAAAAGGUCAAUGGGAAAUAUGUAAUCAAGAGUGGGACAGACUUCCGAGAAUUUUCCAAGAUUACGCUGAUGUUCAAUCAUUCCAUUGUUGACCUGAGCAUCGAGAGGAUAGAAGUGUCAUCCAAGUUCGGAGAGGAUCCGGAUUUGAAAAAAGCUCUAGAAAAAUAUAACGAGGUUGUAGAAGGAAAGAUGGACACUGUUUUAGGUCAUUUUUCUGUGGACUUGGAUGGCCGUUUUAGUAGUAUUCGAACAAAAGAAACAAAUCUUGGUAACUUUUUGUGUGACAUAAUGUUGUCUUCUACACACUCUGACCUGGCCCUUUUAAAUUCUGGAACUUUGCGCUCUGAUCGGAUUCAUCCUGCAGGUGAUUUUAUAAUGAGGGAUUUGGUGACAAUCUUGCCUAUGUUGGACCCCCUCGUGGUCCUUAAUGCUACAGGGGAACAAAUAUGGAAAGCAUUAGAGAAUUCAGUAUCUCAGUAUCCUAAACUAGAAGGCAGAUUUCCCCAAGUUGCUGGAGUCAGUUUUGCCUUUGAUCCGUCAAAGCCACCUGGAAGUAGGAUCGAUCCAAAAUAUAUCAAAAUUGGAGAUGAGUUCAUGGAAUAUGACCAGAAAUACAAGUUAGUGACAAAGAGCUACUUGGCUCAAGGAAGGGAUGGAUAUGAUGUACUCAAAGAGUGUGAGGUUCUGGUAAGUAUGUUUUCCCACUGUAACAAAAGAUGGGGACAGUUCAUCCCACAUCUUAAAGACAAUGAUGUGGAAAGACUGCUUCACAAGAGACCAAGCACUGAAAAUGGUGAUGGUAUUCAGAACUGCAACCUACCUGGAAUCUUUCAACAGGUAAAUCUGGAAACACAUUAUGAUCUUUUGUGUUUUUUCUACAGACACAGUAUAGUAAAGAUGUACGAAGACAGUAAUCUUCAAAUCCACCGGGCUCCCUUACGACGUGGUGCUAGUUUAGAUGCAGCUGGUAAGCGAAACCUGUUUGUUGCUAUGAGACAACCAUCAUUGGAUGACAUAGAGCAUGAACAAUGCAAGCUUGAGCCCAAAGAAGAUGGUCGAAUUUCUGUCUUGACCGAUGAGGUGAAAAUGCGACUAGAUCAAGAGAGAGAAGAUCAGAUGUGUCGAAUAAUGGACGAGGUGAUCGAAGAAGAGUCUUCUUCCGGAAGUUUUGACAAAAACUGAAGUUAUUUUUUUUUCUCUGUCCUUAAAGUUUGUCUUUGUAUAUGCAUAGUGAAUAAUAUAUCAGCACUAUUUGUUUUAUAUUUUGAGCUACCGAAAAUAUCAUUGUCAUCAACAAUGGAGAUCAUAGUGGUAAGUAAAAUGGCGUAAUAGAAUAGAAAAUCAAGACAGAACUAGAGGUAGAAGCUUGUUAACAUUUAUAACUAUAGACUAGUGCCAUCUAUUAGAAGUAAUAUUUCAAAUGAAAUUAAAUCAGUGGAUUUUUAUAGUUCAUUUGAUUUAUCAAGACAUGAUAGUAUUUAAUCAUGUUUCACUUGGUGUAAUAACAUUUCAACGACAUUAAUUUAAUGAAAAUAUUUUGUUUUGCUUAAAUAUUCAAGUAAAGAAAAAGAUAGAAUACAUUUAAAAUCUAAUAAUGUUUGCUUGAAAAAGGGAUAAAUUAUACAAUUUAAACAGUUCACUAGUUUAAUAUUCGCUUAUUAAUAUUUAUUCCCAAAUUUAUUAUUUAAUAUAUAUAUAUAUAUUGGAAAAUCCCAUUGUUGUAUUUUACAGUAGAUACUGUCUUAAAACUGCGUUGUUUCUGACAUUCUAAUAGCACUGCAAUCGGCACUUUUGGAGGGACAAUAAAACUGGCAAGUUUUAUUUCUUUGACAAAACAAAACGUUCGAAGUAACGAAUUUUUCAAAUAUGUAUAUUUGUUGGUUGAUAAUGAGAUGUUGUAUUUUAAGUCUCUUUAUGUUACUUAUUAUGUAUAACUUAAUUCGUUUAUAUUCAUUUAAUUAUUUUGUUUUAAACAAUGGUUCAUUGUUAUUGGACAAAUUAAAAACAAAGAUCCAGCUGUUUUCGAAGCAACAGGAUGUUAUCGUUAGUUUUCCUUGAACUUUUAACGUAAUGUGACGUAUUUUGGUUUAUAGGUAUCACGCCAGGUGAUAGGUUAUGUUAAACAAUUUUUAGUGGAAUUUUAAAAUCGGUUAUAAACGAUUAGGUGGAGCUAUCGAUCCUAUUAGUAACGUUAUAUUUUAAUUAAAAUUGAAAAACCAUUCUUGAAAUAUUAAAAAGAUAAACGAAUUAUUGUAGUUUAAACUUCUAAAAGUUCAAAGGCAGAUAAUAUUUAAUUGUUUGACCUGGGCGACCUCUACAAAAAAAAUAAUGCUAUGUGUUUAACAUUUGCAACAUCACAAAUAUUAGAAAUUGUGAUCUAGGUGUUAUUUUCAACGAAAACCAUUCUCAAUAUAGAUAAUUGACUCCAUAUUGAAUUACCUAUUUUAAAGUGUAGAAUAUUUAUUUGAUUACAAGAUGUAUUAUCGAAAAAUAUUAGGUAACAAACAUUGAAAUAGUCUUCACGCGCGAUAGUUUAACAUUCCCUCCGCAUCACCAGCUAAAUUCUGUUUAUAUCAAAACGCUAGCUAUUGCUUGAAUUGAGUUCUUCUGUUUAGAACAAAUACCAAACUAGUUUCAAAUCGUUUAAUUCAUUAACUUACGAGACCAACUAUCUGACGUCUGAAGGUAUUAUAUUUGCACAAGUCGCAUUGCCAUUGGUUUCUAAAACAACUGGUUAUACAUAUUUAUCGUGCAUUUUUUAUUCUUUUUUUCUUUGAAUUUAAAGUACAAAAAAAACAAACUCUUUUGUGGCCUUCUAGCACAUAAUUGAACUCUGACCUCAAUAAACUUAAUUUUCGUCUCAGAUUUUCACAAAUUGAACAGCUAUUGUACGUUACUAUUAGGUAAGAUUUUUCAAGAACCUUCUAAUUAAUAUAGCUUUUCAUAUAAUAAACGUGUGAAAGAUAACUUUUGAGUUACGCUUUGCAAUGUUUAGUGCCAAACGCUAAUGCUUAUUGGGAUAUUUUUCUAACUUGACGGUUAUGUCAGGCAGUGAAGCCUUUGCAAAGAGCGUUCAUCCGUAGAGUUAGGAUAAAUAAAAAUAACGACGAAAAGAUCUGUAUGCGAAAAACAUUUUAGUUUUUCUGUAGCUUGUGCUAAACCGUAACUACACAACUUACCUUUAUCUACUUUUCUUACAGCAUAUUGUAUAUAUCAACUUAAUACAGCCAAGAUUAAAAUUCAAAGGGCGUGGUAUCGAAAGUUGACGUUGAAAUUAAGCUAGCGUUUGAAAUAACAAUAUGAGCAUCAGUCAACAAUUAGUGAAUGGUUAGGAGGGCAACAAUUUAUCUGUGCCCGAUAUCAUCAUCCAGUAAUACUUUUACUCUACCCACCUUUUCUGUUCCCAGUUUUACUAAAAUCUAAUUAGCGCUGUCACACUAAUAUUUACACCUAGGCCCAAGAAUUUAGGAUAAAUAUAAAGUUUAAUAUUUCAUUAAAGAAUUUGGUCUUAUUUUAAUAAGACAUUUUUUUUUGCAGCACAGUGAAAAACACCGAUUUAUUUAGGCGUAAUUUGCAAACAACGUCGGAAAUCUCGCUCGAUUUCUAGGUAGAUGUUAUGCUGAAGUUAAGCUAGACUUUUCCAGCUCCUUUAACUAUUAUUUCAGCACUAUUACUGUUCCUUUCAUGCAACGAGACUCUGUAGCUCUUUAUGUGCGAGUAACUGAAAUCUUACACCAUAAGUUAUGUUCACAUACAUUUUACGGGUUUGAUUAAGUUGUUUAUAACUAGGUCUAAAUGAGUCAUUGUGUUUUCAGUGUUUUCUUUCGUUUGCAAAGUUCUGCUGUGAUGUAUGAAGGCAUGGUAACGGCUUUGACAGUCGGGCAACAUUUAUGCGAUUUGUUGACUGCUUUUCAAAGCAACCUGUAAAAUGUUUCAUACCACGUGAUCUGCCUUAGGCCAAUCACGGCAAAAAGGUCAUUCUAGGGAUAAAUAAUAUUAAUCGUUGGAGUAGAAGCGUAAAAUUAGGUAUGCUGAAUAUGCAAUAUUUUAAAGUAAAAUUGUAGGAAAUUAGUAACAAUCCACGACUACACACAAUAAAAAAAUAAUAAUUUUGCUAUUAAUAUAAAUAAAAUAACUUUUAUCUCCUGAACUUAUCUUUACUUGCUCAAUAUUUCGCUAUUACAUUAGAUAUCGAUAAGAUACAAGUUCGCCAAUAGCUCGUAUUUUGUUAUUUAUUACAAAGACAUUUCUAUUAAUGUAAAGUCCAGUUUGCGUUUUUAAAAAAGUUAACAAUAAUGUUUAGUUUUAAAUGAGGGAAUCUUUAAGAAGUUCUUACAUUGUUCGUACAAUUAUAUGUACAUCUUAUCACAGUACGUAUAAAGUUGUUAUACAAGUCAAAAACACACGAGCACAUUAACUGUCGUAUUAUACGAAUCUAUAAAUAUGCAAACAUCACAGUAUACAUAUACUGAGAAUGGAUGCCAAACACAUGUAGAAUACUUGCUGUUUAGAGGGAUUGUAAUCCUCAUUUAGUUUUCGUUCAUUCAUUCUCACCCCAAAUAUAAUGACGUCUUCAAUUCAAAGCUUUGUGCGACUAAAGUGUGGUGUUAAAAGUUAGUAUAAUUGUCAUUUCCGACGUUGGCCUUGUGCUUGUUUGUGAGGUCACAGAACUACAUUUUAUAUAUAUUAUUUGUGUAUGUACAUACACACUAUGUGUAGUGUAGCUCUGAGCACGAGGCGAGGGUUCGUUCAGUUUCGCCGAUACAUUUGAUCGUAUAUUUACGCUUCCACAAUACGCUUUCUGCCAUGCGCAUAGGCAGGAGGACUGGUGGGACUGUUUGCGAACGCCCCUCUAAAUUGUACCGAUAUACGUAUAAAACAUUUAAAUUGUGUAAAAACAGCCUCGGAUAACAUCA